UUCACAGACCUUGAAAUCUGCAGCAAGUUUCUCCCGCCAUUGCCCAAUUGUGUGCGCUUUGCAGAGGGAUCUUCGACAUUUUUCGUUUCCAGAUCUGGUUUCUGUUCUUGCGGCGAGGGGGGAAGAAAAUGGCRACGGGAAAGUCACCGGAGCAGGAGCACCCCAAGAAGGCCUUCGGAUGGGCUGCCAGAGAUACCUCCGGCGUUCUAUCUCCCUUCCAUUUCUCCAGAAGAGAGACAGGUGAAAAGGAUGUGGCCUUUAAAGUUAUUUAUUGUGGAAUAUGCCAUUCCGACCUUCACAUGUUGAAGAAUGAGUGGGGCAAUACCGUCUACCCCUUAGUUCCUGGGCAUGAAAUCGUGGGAGAGGUGACGGAGGUUGGAAGCAAAGUAGAGAAAUUCAAGGUCGGGGACAAGGUGGGCGUAGGAUGUAUGGUGGGAUCCUGCCGCUCCUGCGACAGCUGUUCCAACCAGCUCGAGAAUUACUGCGCCAAAAUGAUUCUCACCUACGGUUCCAAGAACACCGAUGGGACCAUGACCCACGGCGGCUACUCCGACUGCAUGGUUGCCGACGAGCAUUUCAUCGUCCGCAUUCCGGAUGGCAUGCCUCUGCACGCGGGCGCUCCGCUGCUGUGCGCUGGCAUCACCGUUUACAGCCCCUUGAGAUACUAUGGCCUUGACAAGCCUGGAAUGCACAUUGGUGUGGUCGGCCUAGGCGGCCUCGGCCAUGUCGCCGUCAAAUUCGCCAAGGCCUUCGGCGUUAAGGUUACUGUUAUCAGUACCUCCCCUAGCAAGAAGCAGGAAGCUGUGGACCGUCUUGGGGCUGAUUCCUUCUUGGUCAGCCGUGAUCAAGACCAAAUGCAGGCUGCCAGGGGGACGUUGGAUGGUAUCAUAGACACAGUCUCUGCUCUACAUCCUCUCCUUCCUUUGCUCGCCCUCAUCAAACCACAUGGAAAGCUUGUUAUGGUUGGUGCACCGGAGAAGCCGCUCGAGCUCCCGGCCUUUGCUCUUAUCGGCGGUAGGAAAACAGUGGCCGGUAGUUGCAUUGGAGGGAUGAAGGAAACUCAGGAGAUGAUUGAUUUUGCGGCCAAGCACAAUAUAACUGCGGAUGUGGAGGUGAUCCCGAUCAGCGACGUCAACACUGCCAUGGAGCGGAUGCUAAGACAAGAUGUCAAAUAUCGAUUCGUCAUUGACAUUGCAAAGACAAUGAAACCUAGCAAUUAAGAGAGAUACCCCUCAGACGUUUGUCAACUUCCCGAUGCGAGUGUGUGUCCUUUUCCUCCAUCAAGUCAUGUUUUGGUAAUUGCAUUAUGUUGUUAAUGAGCCAACUGUUUGGUUCUCAUUUCUGAUACUUUUUGGAUAUAGAAACAACAGCCAAAAUUCAGCCUAGUUCUGAAGGCAUUAGUAAUCUCAGAUUCAUGGUUUGAACUUC
Molecule: messenger RNA, 1428 nt
Organism: Momordica charantia (bitter melon)
Lineage: Eukaryota; Viridiplantae; Streptophyta; Magnoliopsida; Cucurbitales; Cucurbitaceae
Product: putative mannitol dehydrogenase
Molecular function (GO): zinc ion binding; oxidoreductase activity, acting on the CH-OH group of donors, NAD or NADP as acceptor
Source: RefSeq, a predicted model, not a curated record